CCUAAGAUCAUUGUUAGGUAAUCAGGCUGAGAUUCAGACAAAGUAACUUGGCUUCAAAGUCCAUGUUCCUAACCACAGUAUUGCUUCUAUCUGAAGAGAAUUUCAGAAAUUCAUUCCUGGUAAACCACUACCUCAUUUAACCCUAAUUCACUAAUUCUAAUCCUCACUUCUUUAUGGUACAGAUUUUGAAAGUUUUAAAGUAGCUUUCAGAGCAUUUUAAAUGCUCACUGCUUAAAAUGCAGCCACAAUUAUCCUAAAACCAUAGCUUAAGUGUUAGCUGGUUUAGAUAACAUAUUUGUUGAGUCCUUCUGUAGGGCUGACAGUAUGGAUAUCGGAGUCAGAGCCUUCUCAUAAACAAAACACUGAUUUUACAUUCUGCUUUUCAAUACUAAUGUAUGGAUACUUAACGUGGGAUGUUGGACCCAAAUGGAUGAGUUUCAGGAUAUCUAGUAAGUGCCCAAAAUAUUAGGCAAAAAAAAAAAAAUUGUAUAUGUACCUAAGUUUUUUUCUGUAAAGGGACUCUAUACCUUUAUAAUUUCAACAUCAAUCUAAAUUGUGUAUUCCAAAAAUAAAAAAGUUAACUUGUAGGUCACCGCUACUUACAAUGGCGUGAAUAAAAUCUCUGUGGCAUUCCAUAUUUAAAACCUCAUAUUUUCAUGCGUAAUUUAAGAAAGGAAAACCAAAAACCGAAAUAAUAAUGCUGUGGUUAUUUUGCUGACCAGAGCGCAGUGCUUGCUUUCUUCUCUCAUUACAUUCACCCUUCGCAUAUCAACAUGCUACGACCUGGGGAACAAGGAAGGGUCGGCUAUCUAGUGCCCGAGUGUCUCAGAGCAGAGUCCCUGCCAAGCCAGCGCGUCCAGUACUGAAUUCUUAUCCUUAUUUAGACCUCCACCACCCCCACUUGGGUACGGUGCGAUGGACGCGGACGAGUCACUUUUUAAAGGAAGUGACUGCCAGCAGAUCCUGACCCGGAAGCGAAUUCUAGCCCCUCCUUCUUUGCCAAGCUGCUUUCUGCAACAGGCGUGGGUCACGCUCUCGCUUGGUCUCUUUCUGCCGCCAUCUUGGUUCCGCGUUCCCUACACAGCGUCCUUUUUAUUCCCUUCAGAAAUGCCCGGUGAAGCCACAGAAACCGUCCCUGCAACGGAGCAGGAGUUGCCACAGCCCCAGGCUGAGACAGCUGUGCUUCCUGUGUCUUCAGCCUUAAGUGUCACUGCUGCCUUAGGGCAGCCUGGACCUACCCUUCCUCCUCCUUGCUCUCCGCCCCCCGAACAGUGCUCUCUGGCAACCCCUAACCAACCUGCCCCAUUCCUCUCUCCCUCUACUAUUUCCUCAUCCCCUUUUGAAGCGCCCUUUCCCCAAUCGUCCUCUGGGACAGCCCUGCCUUUGGAAACAGCCCCUUUCCCCCAUGACACCCCAGCUUUCCUACCAAACUUAACAGGGCCUCCCAUCUCCCCAGCUGCCUUAGCUCUGGCCUCACCCAUGAUAACUACAACUCUGAAAGGUGCCCAUUCCUCCUCAGCUCCCUUGACUCUGGUGGCCUUGGCUCCCCACUCAGUUCAGAAGAGCUCUGCUUAUCCACCUAACCCUCUUAGUUCACCUCCUUCAGUUGCUUUGGCUGAGUCAGGGUCAUGUACACCUCUGUCAGCUCCCAUUGCUUCCUCAGAACCAAAGACCUCUCCUAUUCAAACGCCUUCUCAAGUAGUCCAUGAUCCAAAAGUUACCCCCAUCCCUCCAAAUACAGCCAGUGCUGUUCCUUCCCAUCUUGUAACUCCCUUGGCCGCUGUUCAAUCUGGAGUAGCCUCAUGUGCUCAGAUACCACCCAGUACUCCCCUAGCCAUCACUUCCCCUCAGGUCAAAGGCAUCCCUAUUUCCUCAGCUAUGACUUCUCCACAGAACUCUGUAAGCCUCAGCCUAAAGGGACCCCUCAGUCCACCUGAUGCCUUACCUCUUUCAACCCAAUCUGUUCCUGUGGUUCCCAGUGUCCCCCCAGUUUUCCUCCCUUCUCUGGGUUCUCAUCUUCUACCUUUACAUCAGAGUUUUCUUGGCUCUCCUGGACAACCUGUAUGUCAAACAGGCCCUAAUGUCUUUUCAGACCCUGUAGUGGAUACCAUUUCUGUAGAUCAUUCUUCUUUGGGGACUUACCCUUCUCAGCAAUCUGUCAUUUCUCCCCUUCCUUCCAGAAAUGAGGUGGUUCCUGCUGCUGUGGCUGCUUUUCCAGUGGGGGUUCUAGCUUCCUCUCUGGCUCUGUCUGUUGACAAAGGACCCUCUACCACCACUAGUAGUGUGCCCUCCUAUGGCCCUUCUUGUUCCUCAAAUGCAGCUACCUCUUCUUCCUUAUCUCCCUACAGCCUCUCUCAGUCUCAAAGGCUCUUCUUAAUGCCACUCAUCAGCUAGCCUUUGGUGCCCAUGCUCUCUAGGAAGUCCAGGCUUAAAGAAGCCCUGUUUUUCUGUUGGAACCACCUCACUUGUGGUGGACUAACCCUCUACAAUUUCUGCAACACCUACCACCUUUGAGGUAGUAAGUGCUACUUGUGUCUCUCCUCCAAUUUCAUCAAGUCCCACAAGUAGUAAGAACUCAGCUUCCCAUACUGCUUUGGCUGUGGCACCUGUGCCUCCCAAGAGCUUCCUUCUCCUCAGGUAACUGUCACUCCUCUGUCAGUCCAUGAGGACCCCCAAGUGUCCCUGCUUCAGUAUUGGUAAAGUUCCCACGCAAAAAGAUCUUCCAACUGUAUCUGCCUCUCCUAUCGGAGGCCCUAUUUCACCAGCCCAGGCAGGGACUCCCUA
This is a messenger RNA of Phyllostomus discolor (pale spear-nosed bat), 2784 nucleotides long. It is a transcript of the gene NACA, whose product is annotated as nascent polypeptide associated complex subunit alpha. The transcript has 3 exons. Gene Ontology annotation, cellular component: nascent polypeptide-associated complex; cytoplasm. Gene Ontology annotation, biological process: protein targeting to membrane. Bases 916 to 2394 code for a protein of 492 amino acids. The record is from RefSeq and is a predicted model, not a curated record. Lineage: Eukaryota; Metazoa; Chordata; Mammalia; Chiroptera; Phyllostomidae.